Molecule: messenger RNA, 2788 nt
Organism: Octopus bimaculoides (California two-spot octopus)
Lineage: Eukaryota; Metazoa; Mollusca; Cephalopoda; Octopoda; Octopodidae
Product: nonsense-mediated mRNA decay factor SMG5
Biological process (GO): nuclear-transcribed mRNA catabolic process, nonsense-mediated decay
Cellular component (GO): telomerase holoenzyme complex
Molecular function (GO): telomeric repeat DNA binding; protein binding; telomerase RNA binding
Source: RefSeq, a predicted model, not a curated record
UAACCACUCCAACCAUCACACACGCAUUUAUUUUGUUGAUCUCGCCGAAUCUCGUCGAUUCCCGCGACAAGUAACACAUGAGUUUAUGGAAACAAAUAUGUCGCACAACGUCUGUCGGAUAGGUAUAUCUCAUCAUUGUUCACACCGCGACAGCGUACACAGUCGAUGACUGCCAACACACGCAGCACUGUAGCUGGUUGACACAUUGACAUGGUAGGCUCUGUGUGUAAUUCUCGAAAAAGGGAUGAAGAAAGCCGGGCAGAAGAAAGAUGAAGUUAAACCUGAGGUCGACAAAGCCAGACGAGUCUACAGGGCAGCUUUGGAUGCUAUUCGUAGACUUGAUGAUCUCCUCCAGCAAAAACGUGCCUACAGAAAUGUAUUUACACAAGAUGCUGUUGGAUUACGAAACAAGUUGAAAUACUACUGUGAGCGCUUGAUGUUCUACAACCCUAUUGACUAUGGACGUAAGGCAGAAGAAGUUCUGUGGCGGAAGGUCUUUUACGAUAUCAUCCAACUUGUCAAGCGCAACAAACGGCAUAUUCGCCCUCAUGGCUCCCUUGAGACAGCAUUCCGCACUCACCUUGCUGCUGCUACUGGAUACUAUUACCACCUCCUUUUACGCCUACAGACUGAGUUCUGUCUACAGUUGGAUGGAAAGUUGGAUUUCCCUGUUGUACCUGAUCACAGCACAGGGAAAAAGAGUCAAUUACAUAACUCAAAGAAGAAAGAGGUGAGCAUUACUGUUCAAGAGUGGGCAUUAGGAGCGUGCCAUCGUUGUCUGGUUUACCUUGGAGAUAUUGCCCGGUACCAACAAGACUUUGACCAUAGUCUGAGUAAUAGCACAGCUGAACGUUUUUAUUACCAAGCCCUUUGCCUCCUUCCUGAUGUUGGUAUACCUCACAACCAGUUGGGAAGUUUGGUUGCGUCACGUUAUUUCCACACAGAAGCAGCUUACCAUUAUAUAAGAUGUUUGGUAAGCCAAAAGCCAUUUGAUGGUGCCCAUGGGAAUUUAAAACGUCUAUUGGAGAAAAAUCUUAAAAGAUUCACUGAAUUAUCUCAAAAAUCUCCCCGUGAUCUGCCACCUGAACAACAGAGACCACGAGACAUCAAAAGAUUCUUUGUCUACUUUCUUUAUUUGUUGGAUAUCUUUUACAACAAUUCUCGAAAUGUUGAAGCACCUGAAAUUCAAGAAUGUUGUCAGAAAACAUUGCAAGACUUCAAUCUGUGUAUGUUCUAUGAACCUGUCUGCUACAACAGUAGAGAUAAUGUGUUUACACCCCUGCGCCACCACAGUUCAUCUUCCAUUGAUCACCUCCAAUAUUUGGAUGAUGAUAUUGUGUUCAAGAUUGCUGUCAUUUGCAUGGCAACCGUACAUUUGCUUGAAAGAAAUGGUUCCCGUCAAGUGACUGCUGCCAUGGCAUUUUUAUUGGCUCUGUUCUCGCACAUCCUCAACCAUGUUGUCAUACGCUUGCAAGGAGCUCUUUAUGAUCGAGAAAACCUCACUAAACUCGCUGUUGCAGGAGCAGGUGAUGAAGCCGAUGAUAAAUAUGACAACAGCCAUUCAUCUCCUGGUGGAAACAAUGGCCUAUCAUUUGAUAAUAGUCAUCUAACAAUUGGAAAUGUACAUAAGGCAGGGAAUGAUAAACCAAUUUCCAAUGUUGUCUGGAAUCUUCAGCAGGCUGGGCAAAAUAAUGGAGAUUCUGCAACUGUCACUUCACUAGAUAAAAAGAAGAAGUUAAAUUUGCGAAACUUAAAAAGACGUCGACGUCGCCAUCACAGUGGUAGCAGUAAUGGAUCUGUUGUUUCAGAUGAAGAGUCUGAUCUCAGCGAAGGUGGUGAAGACAUUAUUGAAGAGGAUGAUAUGUUAACCGAGGAAUCUGACGAUGACCUUGGCAGUUACUUGGAACAUGAUUCAGAUUCUGAUCUCUCUGACACACUGAUCGAUGGGCAGGAUUUGCCCUCAAACUUCUCAUUAACUGGCAAAAAUAACCAGCUUUUGACAAACGGCGCAGGACUAAUCGAUUUUCGUUCCAACAUUGCUGCAGUUGCAGCCGCAGCUGAAGCUGUUGCUGCAGCUUCUGGCGUUAAUGGUAGCUGGAACAUUAGGCAUUCAAAUUCUUGCAACUCUAAUAUUUGGACUGAUGCUGCCACCAAUGUCAGUCUUGUCCAUUUUUCUACUGAACUCUUGUCUACAUCUGCAACAUUCCUUGGACAGAAAUUGGAGCUCAAUCUUAAAAACUCCAAAGUGGGCACAUCAGAUAACAGUGUGGAUUACACUUCAUACAAAGACAAUAACUAUGAACUGAAGAAUAUGAUGCUUUCUGGUUAUAACUCUGUAGAAGAUUGGCAUUCUGCUGAAAUAACUCAGAAGCUUCAUGAUUUUGUGAUAGAAACUGAUACUGAGACAAGCCGUGGACCUACAGAUACCGAAUUGUCUAGCGCUCUGAGUGAAACAGAUGCUGAAGGAGAUACCCAGUUAGAUAGGAAUGAAAAUGACCGUCUACAUUUACAACAUGUCAUUGAAGUAAUUCAAAACGAAGGCUUGCUCCAUGUUGUUAAAGUGUUGUGUGAUUGGAUGAAGUGUCAUGCCAGCGUGAUCACAACCUGUGCACAGAGUUCACAGUCUUUAUGGUGCCGGCUGUCAGUGUUGCUGAAUUUCCUGCCACUUGAAACCGAUUUGCCUGUUGACAGAGAGAUGCUGUGGCCGGAAAAUCUUCAUUCCAUUAAUUUCCUGCUAGAAGAAUUAAAUUCUAAGUUACACACAUCAACAACACCUCUUGUUUUAUAA